This is a messenger RNA of Serendipita indica DSM 11827, 414 nucleotides long. The record is from the annotation of a GenBank genome assembly. NCBI's taxonomy places the organism in Eukaryota, Fungi, Basidiomycota, Agaricomycetes, Sebacinales, Serendipitaceae.
AUGUCUGUAAUAUCAUCGACUACAAAGCUCAAAGUAAGCUCAACGCUCGACAAGUCUACUCCACGAAAGAGUCUGAUUGAUCGCGAUCCGGGAACAUGCUGGACGUCGACACAAGGUCUCCCACAAUGGAUCGAACUGACCUUUGCCGAGCCAGUCGUGCCAGAGGCUAUCGAGCUCACGUUCCAAGGAGGCUUUGUGGGUACAAGAGUCGCUGUUCAAGUCGCUAUUCCCGGGAACGAAUGGAGACUCCUCACAAGCAUUUAUCCUGAAGAUGUCAACCGCAAGCAACGAUUUGACAUCUCAUCCUCUUUGGACAAUGCGCCGAUCACCUCCAUGAAGCUGAUAUUCGAGGAGAGCUCCGACUUCUUUGGCCGGAUAACAAUUUACGACCUGGAUGUGUUUGGGAAGACCUGA